AUGGCCGCUAAAUUAAUUGGUGCUGGAUUAGCCACUAUUGCUCUUGCUGGUGCUGCUAUUGGAAUUGGACUUAUUUUUGGUAGUUUAAUUCAAGGAUUCGCUUUAACUGAAGCUAUGGGUUUAUUCGCUUUAAUGAUGGCUUUAAUUUUCUUAUAUGCUUUCUAA
Molecule: messenger RNA, 165 nt
Organism: Synchytrium microbalum
Lineage: Eukaryota; Fungi; Chytridiomycota; Chytridiomycetes; Synchytriales; Synchytriaceae
Exons: 2
Coding region: 1-165 (54 amino acids)
Biological process (GO): proton motive force-driven ATP synthesis
Molecular function (GO): proton transmembrane transporter activity
Source: RefSeq, a predicted model, not a curated record